GGCGUGCUGCUGCAGGAGUGCUCAGUGAGUGAGGCUGAAAAGACUUUUAUAGCAUCUAACUGCUCCAUAAAGCUGAAUAAAAUGGAUAAACACAAGAAACAGAUGGCAGAACGGUUCCUGAAUCACGCUCUGGGGAUCAUCUACCUGCUGACCGGAGAGAGAUACUCUGUUGUAAAGAAGAAUUCCUCUGUGAGCAGCAGUCACCAGUUUACAGGAGUGGUCCCAUUAAAAUACGAUGGUGAUGAUGAUGACGUUUCAGUGUGUUUUUCUAUGGAGGAGUGGGAGUAUGAAGAAGGACGCAAGGAGCUUUACAUGGACCUCAUGAUGGACGGUAAUCAGACACUUGGGACUGUAGAGAUUCCCUCACACAAGCGCUUAGCAGGUCACAGUGAUGAACAGCACGAUACAGAGUUCAUUUAUGAGGAAGUAGGUGAGGAAAGACGUGAAAAGACAAUUCCACACGUGGCGAGACAUUCAGAUGCAUGCGCAGAGGAUAUAGAUGGGAAGUCAUCAGUUGUGUCAGCGGCUGUGCAGAGACAAGAGUUAUAUAGGGGAGGUCACAUGAAUACGGAGGAAGCAAAAUGUACUAUAAAUACCAGUAAAGCUGAAAAUAAAGAUGAUAUAUUAAAAAUUGAGAUCACAGAAGAUGUGUGUGUAAGCGGUCAGCUGGAAGCUCCGGAGCAGGAAAUCUGUGACAGUAUCAGCACAGGUGAUUGUACAAGUGACGUUGUGAAUCGGACAGAAGAUCUUUGUCUCGUGAAUCAACUGGAAGCUCCAGAACGGAAAAAUAGUGACAAUAUCAGCCCAGUGCAUUCAUUUAAAACAGAAUACAACACAGCAAUAUAUCCAUCAGAGAAGACUGAGGAACAGAAGAGCAGAAACGUUGUCAAAGAUUUUAAUGAUGCACCAUCUACUUCAUGGACUGUUAAUGUGAAAGAAGUAGAAAACAGUGUGAUGUGCAUUAAUAGAACAGAACUUGAUAAAUGUUGCCAAGAAUCAGAUUCAUUAAAGAAACUACCUUUCUCCCACAAUCCACAUCUUGUGAAACCCCGUAAAAUGUUUACACAAGAAAUGCCUUAUGUUUGUCAGAAAUGUGGGAAAUGCUUUUCUCGAAGCUCUAAUUUAGUUACUCAUGAAAGAAUCCAUACAGGUGAGAGGCCGUUUAAAUGCCAGAAAUGCGGAAAAGGCUUCUCUCACAGCUCUAGUUUGGUUGCGCAUGAUAGAAUCCAUACGGGAGAGAAACCAUUUAAAUGCCAGAAAUGUGGCAAAGGCUUCACUCAAAGCUCAAAUCUGCAUGAACAUUACAGAACCCAUACAGAAGAGAAGCCCUACAUCUGCCAGGAAUGUGGGAAAGGCUUUUCUCACAGCUCUAAUUUGGUUGCACACAACAGAACUCAUACUGGAGAGAAACCAUAUGUUUGCCAAAAAUGUGGAAAAGGCUUUUCUCAAAGGUCUCAUUUGGUUGCACACAACAGAACACAUAGAGGAGAUUAGUUUAGUUCAAAAAUGUAACAGAAACAGCUAGAAGUAAUUAAAAGGACAGUACACUGAUUUGUUUUUUUUAUAUAUUAAUGUAUUUUCAAUGACUUGUUAUACCAGAGUAUAAAAUGUAUGAGAAAUUGCA
Messenger RNA from Bombina bombina (fire-bellied toad), 1624 nucleotides. Its product is annotated as oocyte zinc finger protein XlCOF8.4. Gene Ontology annotation, biological process: regulation of DNA-templated transcription. The record is from RefSeq and is a predicted model, not a curated record. The transcript has 9 exons. NCBI's taxonomy places the organism in Eukaryota, Metazoa, Chordata, Amphibia, Anura, Bombinatoridae. Bases 82 to 1494 code for a protein of 470 amino acids.